This is a messenger RNA of Perca flavescens (yellow perch), 1342 nucleotides long. RefSeq names its product solute carrier family 25 member 17 (gene slc25a17). NCBI's taxonomy places the organism in Eukaryota, Metazoa, Chordata, Actinopteri, Perciformes, Percidae. Gene Ontology annotation, molecular function: FAD transmembrane transporter activity; AMP transmembrane transporter activity; NAD transmembrane transporter activity. The record is from RefSeq and is a predicted model, not a curated record. Gene Ontology annotation, biological process: transmembrane transport. The coding region runs from base 216 to 1154 and encodes 312 amino acids. Gene Ontology annotation, cellular component: peroxisomal membrane. The transcript has 9 exons.
AUGGAGUAGCGAGAACUACAAUACCCAAAAUGCCCGGUGCGCUGUAGAAAACCGUCUGCAGGUCAGCCACAAGGAAGCGUAGCGUUAAAGACAGUUAGCAGCAGAGUGAGGGCAGAACAGCUGUUUUAUUUUACAAACCGGAGUUUAAAAAAGUGCUCUUUGGGUUUUAUUUUAGGCGUGCGAAAGGUUGGAAGCAUAAAAUAACCUCGUUCAAAAUGAGCUUCUCGGUUUUCUCGUAUGAGAGUUUGGUUCAUGCUGUAUCAGGAGCAGUGGGAAGUGUGACUGCCAUGACAGUGUUCUUCCCUCUUGAUACUGCCAGACUGAGGCUACAGGUGGAUGAAAAUAGGAAGGCCCAAUCAACUCCAGCCAUUCUGGCAGAAAUUGUCAAAGAGGAAGGACUACUAGCUCCAUACCGAGGCUGGUUCCCGGUCAUUUGCAGCCUGUGUUGCUCCAACUUUGUCUAUUUCUACUGCUUCCACGGCCUCAAGGCUAGCUGGCUGAAGGGAAAGCAGUCGGCUCCAAGCACUGACUUAAUCAUAGGCAUUGUUGCAGGCGUUGUUAACGUACUGCUGACCACUCCUUUGUGGGUGGUCAACACCAGGCUGAAGCUUCAGGGUUCCAAGUUUCGCAAUGCAGACAUACGGCCCACCAACUACUCUGGCAUUCUGGAUGCAUUUGCACAGAUUAUCCGUCGCGAGGGUGUGGGAGCACUGUGGAAUGGGACCUUAACAUCCCUGCUGCUGGUGCUGAACCCCGCCAUCCAGUUCAUGAUUUACGAAGCCCUGAAGAGGCAGCUGAGGAGAGGAGUUCCCAGGGAGCUGUCAUCUGUUGAGGUCUUCAUCAUCGGCGCUGUUGCCAAAGCUGUUGCCACCACUGUUACCUACCCACUGCAGACUAUACAGUCCAUUCUCAGGUUUGGUCAGUUCAACGAGUCAACGGACGAGUCAAAACUACUGUCCAGUCUAAGGACUAUCAAGUGUCUACUGGUCAACAGAGUGAGGAAGUAUGGCAUGUUGGGUCUUUUUAAAGGCCUGGAGGCCAAGCUGCUGCAGACGGUGCUGACUGCUGCACUCAUGUUCCUUCUCUAUGAGAAGAUUGCCAGCUGCACCUUCAGAGUCAUGGGACUGAGCAGCAACCACUACAAGAAACGAUAGCUAGCUUCACAACCAUGGAUGUUUGUCCACAUUUAAAGCACUGACUGACUGUAGUGAUCACUGUUACAGACCCCCUGAUGGGGACUUAAAUUUCCAGGAAAUGUCGCUUUCUUAAAAACAGUGAAUCUUUAAUGGUGACCUUAUCCUACAAAUACUCUACCAAUAAAACACUACACGCUUUAAGUAGA